CUCAGAUUUGAAAUAAACCAAUCACUGUACAGUCAACAGUGUACAGAUAAAAGUGAGAAAACCUCCUUUUCAUAUUUGUUCAAAGUUCAAACUUUUUAUACUACACAUUUCUUAAGAGAUAGAGAGAAAGAGCUUUGUGAAAAGACAUGGUGAAGGUUGUUCAAUUACUGAGUCAACUCGUUCUCCUGUUGAUGCUAUGCUGCUGCUUAUUUCCAUCUUCUUCAAUGGCUGCUAGGCCUUCUUUCCUCUUCAUUAGACACAGAGGACGAUGCACUCCCCAGUAUUGGGGAAGUAGGAGGGAAGAAUGGCCAAACAUGGUCCCACAAAGAUCAACGGUGUCAAAGGUAUUUGGAUCAAGAGCAAUUGAACGGUUCAGAUUUGAUCUGACUUUAUUGGAAGCAGCAACACGAAACGACGACGUUGAGAAUGUGUAUAUAAGAUUGUUGAAGCAAUCAAGUGCUGCCUUGCUGAACUCCUAUGCAAGAGUGGGCUACCCUUACAAGGCCUGGGAGGUCAAGACUCUUCUUUUAAAGGGCUUAAUCUCUGAGACGGACGCGGCCCAACUAGCCCAAAUUCUUAAGAAGGCUAAUGAAGCUUGUAAUUAAAACUCUAUUUGCGCGCAAUUAGUCUUUAAUUGUAAUAGUACUACUAGUACGUAGCUAGUAUUACCUCCGUCUCAAAAAGAUUGUCUAAUAUGGACGUUGUGACUAACGUAGUCACAACGGUCAAUAUUAGUUAGAAAGUUUGGGGAUUAAUUUUUGGAGUGACACCUCUUAAGUCUUAAUAUGUAGACUCUACCUCAACAUGAAGUGAGUUUCAUGUUUUAAGGUUAGUCAAUGAAGUGAUUUAGGAAUCAAAAGGUUUACUAGUAGAACGAGUUUCUCUUGUAUAUGUGGAAUUUUAUGCCAAUCAUUAUGUUGACUAAUUUCGAGUAUUUCACCACUUAAAAUUGGAAGUGAUAUCUAAGAUCCCAUGAAGCUUGCAUAUUGACUUGUAUUGGAUAUUAGUUAAAAUGAUCACUUGAUCAUACGAUUCAUUUGAAAUUGCAAUCUUUUUCUCGA
This is a messenger RNA of Beta vulgaris subsp. vulgaris (sugar beet), 1061 nucleotides long. RefSeq lists its product as hypothetical. Bases 147 to 605 code for a protein of 152 amino acids. The transcript has 2 exons. The record is from RefSeq and is a predicted model, not a curated record. Lineage: Eukaryota; Viridiplantae; Streptophyta; Magnoliopsida; Caryophyllales; Amaranthaceae.